This is a messenger RNA of Penicillium expansum, 2115 nucleotides long. RefSeq names its product Peptidase aspartic, catalytic. NCBI's taxonomy places the organism in Eukaryota, Fungi, Ascomycota, Eurotiomycetes, Eurotiales, Aspergillaceae. The coding region runs from base 1 to 2115 and encodes 704 amino acids. The transcript is spliced from 10 exons. The record is from RefSeq and is a predicted model, not a curated record.
AUGUCGAGCGUCUUCUUCGGCUCUUGUGAUUCCACCCAGCCAGUAUUUGUUAGACUCGCCCCCGAGGGUAAUGAUGGGCCAUGGAGUAGCUUCAACGUUCGAGUUGGCAGCCCAGAACAGGACGCUCGAGUCCUUGUAUCUACAGCCUCCCCGGCAACAUUGGUUGUCCUAUCACAAUAUGGCUGCUCGGAGGCAGUGAUGAAAAAUGUGCCGUCGGAUUGCGCUGUUUCGAGAGGUCUUAUGUUCACACCGAACGAGACCUCGACGUGGGGUCAAUUAGGGACCUUUGAACUCACCGGUGGAGAGUCUGGUUUCGAAGCGAACCUUGGAUAUGUGCAGCCAGCUCUGUUUGGCUUGGAUACCCUUGGGAUCGGGCUUGUCGAUGGAUCUGGGGGACAUACGCUUAAGAAUCAGACAAUUGGUGGGUUUGCUACAGCGUACCCCUUCUAUUUAGGAAUCUUCGGUAUCAACACGCAGCCAUUGAAUUUUACCUCAUUGGGAAACUUCUCUUCCCCUUCAUACAUCACAACAUUGAAGGAGAAUAACGUUAUUCCCAGCCUGAGUUGGAGUUACACCGCGGGAGCUAUAUACCGGCUGAAGAAGGUUUAUGGCCAACUCAUUUUCUCUGGCUACGACACGUCUCGCUUCACCGAUAAUUCGGUCACUUUCACAAUGGCGGACGAUGUCACACGCGACCUGGUGGUGGCCCUUCAAGCCAUAACCUACAGCGGAGAGAACACAGAGUCUCUCUUGUCUUCCCCAAUUAACAUAUACAUCGACUCCACGGAUCCCAAUAUUUGGCUUCCAGACACCGCCGUGGACGCUUUUGAGUCUGCCUUUGGUCUCACGCUGGACAGCACCACUGGUCUAUAUCUCGUUAACAGCUCCCAUCAAUCUGUGCUUCUCGAGACAAACGCACAAGUAUCCUUUCGAUUAUCUGAUGUUUUAGAUGGCGGUGACACGGCUACGAUUACUCUCCCCUAUAAUGCGUUCAACCUCCAGGCAGAGUAUCCAUUGGUCGAAAAUUCGAGCUACUACUUCCCCCUCAAGUGUGCCGCAAACGAAUCACAAUACACACUGGGCAGAACGUUUCUCCAAGAAGCAUACCUCUCAGCCGAUUAUGAGCGCCGGGUUUUCAAUGUCUCGCAGUGUACUUGGAAUGAAGGCGCGGAAGAGAGCAUCGUCACCAUUCUUGCAAGUUCAGCCACCACUACCAGCGAAUCUACCAAGAGUCCAACGUCGUCCUCGUCCAGUGAUUCUGAUACCUCUUCGAGUGGCUCUUCUCUUAGCACCGGUGCCAUUGUCGGCAUUGUAAUCGGUGCAGUGGCUGCCAUUACAUUGAUUGCCUUAGGUGUCUUCUUCUUUCUUCGCCGGAGGAAGCAGGAUCCUGGCAAUGAACCUGAACAAAGCAUUCUUCAGUUUCCCGCAUCUCAGAGUGUCUCAGACCUUGAAUUUAAGCAUGCGGACGAAAAUGCGUUUGCCAUAGCUCCAAUAAUGCAUGGAGAACUCUCUGGAAACGAUACUCAGAUUCACCAGUUGCAUGCAAACUCUGGACUGAGGCCGAUCAGGGAUCGUGACACUGAAUCUCCGGCCGCAUCGGCAAUGUCUCUGGUAUCGCCCGAUGUGUCUUUCCCAUCCCCAGAUGUAAUGUCUCUGAUGUCCCCUGAUGGGUCUUUACCGUCACCCGAUUACCACACCGACCACAAAGCACCACAACUAUACUCACAACGUAACCAUAACCGACAACCUCUUAUGCCAAUCAACUGCAAUCCGGAGCCGGAUAUCCCUAUCCUCAACUCACAAGCUUUGGUUAUGGCCCAUUUCUGCCGGGCCACCAAGGCCCUGACCCCAGCUACAAUCGGCGCAAAGAAGCGUCGCCGCCGCCAGCGGCGAGAACAAGAAGAGAUUACUGCCCGUCGGCAGCAACCUCAAGCAAAAUUGCUCGAUAUUUCCUUAGAGCAAGAGUUCACCGCAAUGGCUAGCGCGCUCGUCCCGUUCGUCGCCCCCAUCAAGCCGCCCCAACAGGCGGCUGCCCAACCCACUCGGCCUGCCGAGGCCGCGGCGUCGCCUGUUGGGGUGGCUCAUCAGCCCACCGCUGGGCCGGUUGGUAAUUAG